Messenger RNA from Rotaria sp. Silwood2, 1128 nucleotides. The record is from the annotation of a GenBank genome assembly. Lineage: Eukaryota; Metazoa; Rotifera; Eurotatoria; Philodinida; Philodinidae.
AUGGGAGAUGAUGGACCGCGAGCUCUUAGUGAAGGAUUACAAAAUAACACGGCGCUCACUUUAUUAUACCUUAAUCAGAACCAAAUCGGAGAUGCUGGAGCACGCGCUCUUAGUGAAGCACUACGAAAUAACACGGCACUCACUUCAUUAUGGCUUGGUUACAAUCAUAUCGGAGAUGCUGGAGUACAAGCUCUUAGUGAAGCAUUACAAAUUAACAAAGUAAUUAUUCUCGUAUUGUCAUCCCUCUAAUAUUGAUCUUCUCCGCUCACAGAUACUCACCGAGUUAAAUCUUGAUGAUAAUCGAAUCGGACCGGCAGGGGCGCAAGCUCUGAGUGAAGCAUUGCAAAUUAACAAAGUAAUUAUCCUCGUAUUCUCAUCACUCUAGUAUUGAUUUUCUCCACUCACAGACACUCAACGAGUUACGUCUUGAUGACAAUCGAAUCGGACCUGCAGGGGCGCAAGCUCUGAGUAAAGCAUUACAAAAUAACACUGUAACUAACAUUGUAUUCUCAUCACUCUAGUAUUGAUCUUCCACUCCAUACAUAGACACUAACAAAGUUGUACAUCGAAAACAAUCGGAUAGGAGAUGCUGGGGCGAUAGCUUUGAGUGAAGCUAUACGAGAGAGCACUGUAAUUAAUAUACUAUUUUCAGCAUUCUGCUCUUGAUCUUCUUGUUAACUUAUAGACACUCUACCAGUUGAACAUUGAUAAGAAUGGAAUUGGACACAGUGGGAUGCAAGCUCUUCGUUACGCAAUACAUAAUAUGCAGGUAAUUUUCAUAAUACUUUCAUCACCAUCAUAGCUAUGUUCCUCGCUGGUAGAAGUCGAGAUGGUGCAGCGACUAUAAUGGAUCCUUGCAGUUCUUUUAUUAUCAUUCAUCAAGUGUAAAAGAGCCGGAAGAAUAACGUGGAUGUGUGUGUACAUCAAAUUUAAAACGGAUUCAGUUCCCUCUUAACGAAUACGACAAACUCAAUCUACUAGUGCUAAACUUCUGCUUUUCAUCAAAAGAUAUUUCUCGAGUCCACAUUCCGAUUCGAAGUUGUGGAUACCUUGUGCUAGAACCCAAUUCUUUUUCAAAUCGAAAAUCAAAAGAGUGUGUGGUUGUGGGGUGCGGGUGUGGUUGUAACA